Messenger RNA from Salvia hispanica, 648 nucleotides. The record is from RefSeq and is a predicted model, not a curated record. NCBI's taxonomy places the organism in Eukaryota, Viridiplantae, Streptophyta, Magnoliopsida, Lamiales, Lamiaceae.
AUGGUAUGGUGCGCUAAUCGCGGUAGGAGGCUGCAUUUGGGAUUUUGGACAGCCUACCAAUGCCACCUGAUAGCCACCCACCCAGCUAGGAACUUGUCCCUCUGCCACAUACUAGGAGAUUUCGUGCGCAAUAACAUCAUCAUCAAAGAGGCAGAAGACCUAUCUCCGAUGUACAUGGUCGACGCUCCUGGCCUGUUCGAUAUACCCUUCUUCGUCCGCACCAACUUGGUAUACUACAGAGAAGGAGUGCCCCAAUUCUACCCGAUGGGAGAAGCUCCUGGUGGAAGGGCACAACAGGUCCAAGAGGGGCAAGCUGGGCAGAUCGACCAAGCGCAAAGGCUGAGGCAAGAAAAUCUGGAGAGGGCAGUAACUGAGCUAGCGGAGGAGAAUAGACAAUCACGGGCAGAGAUGGCGAAGCUGACAACCCUAAUGGAGAGUAUCCUAAAAGAAUUGGCGAGAGGAAAGGCAAGCACUGGAGCUGGAACAAGUGGACAUGGAGGACAGGAAGAAGAAACCACCGGACCUGAGGAAGAAGAAGGUGAUGAACAAGAGGAGGAAGAUGACAACCAACCGGAACCCACUGAAGAAGAACCAAAGGAACCACCUGCACAGACCCCUGCGCCAAGGAGGAGCAGGAGGAACGUCUGA